Molecule: messenger RNA, 1308 nt
Organism: Adineta ricciae
Lineage: Eukaryota; Metazoa; Rotifera; Eurotatoria; Adinetida; Adinetidae
Source: the annotation of a GenBank genome assembly
AUGUCAGUAUCAGAUUGGAAACUACUUAUUGUAGUUCAUUCACUUGAUAAAGUGAAAACUAUUGCUAAAUCAAAUGGUGUUUGUCAAUAUCGAACACAUAAUCUUGUUGGUUCUACAGAAUUUUCAUUCAAAUGCAGUCAGUAUCGCAAAUAUCCUAUAUUUAUCUACGAACUUAAAGCAACAGUGUCAGAUGAUGAUCCAAAUUCGAUUACAAUAAUGUUUAAGAAUGCUCACAGCCAUGAAUAUCGAAAUGAUACAACUCGUCUACCGUCUCCAGUACGACAAUCAGUUGCCAAAUAUGUCGAAAUUGGUUUUCGUUCAGCAUUCUUGAAGGAGCAUCCAAAUAUACCAGUGCCAUCAAAUCAAUUAACAGCAAUAGUACAAACAGAACGGCGAAGAAACCGUGUUGAAAUAUUUUCAGUGUUCGAUUUUCAGCAGUGGUGUGAUAUUCACCGGGAUGGUUCCGUACCACAUUCAACUUUCGUGUCAUAUUACUUUAUAAACGAUAUAAAUGACUUGUUUGUUUUGUUCACGACAAAACAAUUGAUUCGUAGAAUACAGCAAAGUCCAUUAAUUCAAAUAGAUGCGACUUAUAAGGUUACCUGGAAUGAAUUACCUUUAUUAGUUUUUGGUGCAUCAGAUUGUAAGAGAAACUUUAAACCAUUUGGUGUUGCUCUUGUUUCUGAAGACGAGGAUGCAUCAUGUUAUGAACAUCUGUUUAAUUCUCUUCGAUCACUUAGUAUACAAGAACUCCAUCAACCAUACUAUCCACGGUUUGUUAUGGCUGAUGGAGCACCUGGAAUCACAGCAGCUCAAAAUAAAAGAUUUCCAAAUUCAAAACAUUUUAUGUGUUGGUUUCAUAUAAUGCAAAAAUGUCGUGUUCAUCGAAAUCUUAUGACUCAGUCUAAAUGGAAAGAAGUUGAUAAAGAGAUUCACGAUCGUGCAGAUUCAUCAGUAACUAGUUUUUAUGAAUAUUUCAAAAAGCAAUGGACUGAAAAACUUCCCUCUUGGUAUGAAGGUAGUGCCUUGAAUUUACCUUCUACUAAUAAUGGGUGUGAAUCUUUUAAUGCCAAAAUCAAACGUGAAUAUACAUUACGUAACAAGUUACACUUAUCAUCGUUUCUUCCUAAAAUUGAGUCAAUGUUGGAAGAUUGGUCAAAAGACUCCGAUAUCAAUCCAUUUGCUGUUCAAACACCCAUCUCAUCGGAAAACGAAUUAGCUGCAUACGAAUGGUCUAUGGACAUUAAUCGUAGUCGAAUUCAUCAUUGGUAUAAUAAUUUUUACGUCGUUCCAUCAUCCAGUGGUUAG